CAUAAUAGCAAACGUUGUAUCAGAAAAUUCUCGCUUGCACCAAUAGUCUGGAGCGUUGAGUGUCGCAGCUCCUGCGUGAUGUAGAUCCUGGAGAAGUAGAAAAGGAAUCAUCUUAGUAUCUAUCUUGAAGUCACACACCAUCUUCGGUGGUGGGCCUGGUCAAUAUCGCAAGUAAUCCGCGUGUUGGUUGUGUCUCAUCAAGGAAAACCGCACCUGUGCAAAGUCGAGACGCAACAAUGACUCAGAUUGAUGCACCGUGGGGGAUCGUGAGGGCCCGGUACGAAAAGCCCUGGGAAGAUAAGCACAAGCAGGCGGCACCGGAGAACUUCGGGCAUGUUUGCAUGGCUGGGGUGGAGGGUGGAACAGAGGCGGGCUCUCGACCAUCCCCGCAAGGAGGAAACUCUUCCGAUGAGGAUCAAAGCGGGAGUAGCGUCCCUGGCCGUCCGCGCAAGCGGAGUAAGGGGAAGAGCAGACCGCCUCCAGGACCUGGUGAGCCUUCUCGCAAACCUCGAGGUCGUCCUCCAGGGUCCAAAAAUAAACCUAAACCUCCCGUUAUCAUUACUCGGGAGAACGGUAAUGCCAUGCGACCUCAUGUUCUGGAAGUUGCAAGUGGGCAUGAUGUGUGGGAGAGCGUUACAGACUUCGCCCGACGGCGACAAAGAGGAGUUUGCGUCAUGGGCGGAAGCGGAACUGUGACGAAUGUGACACUGCGGCAACCCACAACGCCAGGCGCGACGGUUACCAUCCACGGCCGUUUUGAGAUCAUUUCACUCUCAGGGUCCUACUUGCCUCCACCGGCUCCAAGUCCUCCUACAGGACUGACAAUUUCGUUUGCGGGCGCGUCAGGGCAAGUUUUGGGAGGGUGUGUUGCUGGGGCAUUGACGGCAGCUAGUCCAGUAUUGGUCAUUGCGACGUCGUUCACAGGCGCGACGUAUGAUCGGCUUCCACUGGCGGACGACGAGCCGCCGAUAAUGCAAGUGACAACUGCCUCAGGUGCACAGGCAAUGCAAGCCCCGGAUUUGUCUUCGUAUAAUCCGUCGACUGCAUUACAAAACUUGUACAACAUAGUCCCACAGACCAAUCCGAACCUGGCCAGUCAGCAAGCUGCGCAGGAUGUGCUUAAUCAAUGGGCAUCUGGUAGUGGGCAUACGCAACGACCUCAACAGUACUGACUCCGAGGUCAUUCUUCACUGCCAUGUCUAUGGUCUAUGUAUCACCGAGCGGAUCUCGUGAUUCUGUGAUUUGACUGCAAUUGGAGCUUUUUGUCAUUCGGGUCAGGCGUCGAAUAUGGUAGCUUUAGGUUAUGCACGCCCCCAAUUCUCGACGCUCCCAGAUACCGUUUACUGUAAAUCCAGUGCACAGGGUAUUUAUUCAUGGAACCUUCUUCUAUUCCUGUUUCCCCUUCAAUGUACAUGAUAGUGUCGAGCAACCCGCCAGUGACUUGUCACCUAUUCUGAUUGUCACUGGAAAGGAUGUGCAUCAAGUCUCCUUGCACUGAUCUCCAGUGACGAUGCUCGCCUUCAAACUCCUCAUUCUCUUUUCCGUCUAGUAAGCGGAUCCAGUCCAUACGGUAACAAACGAACAGUCUGAACUCCGGGGCUUAGCCUUCGAGGGGUAAUACUUGAUCCCUGUUGGGAUCAGUCACACCUAUUGGGCUCUUAAUCAUAUGGUUUUUCUAGGGUUGUCCUCGCACUUUUUCUGAAGGUUUCAUUUGAAAAUAAGGCUAGGUGAAGAUGGGUCUCUAGCAUCGUAGUAUUUUUUUAAUGUCUCGUAGGAGAAUCGAACUGAGACGACUCGAGUCCUUGUGGUUAUGUCUAAAUGCGCCCGCCGUUCCCCUUCUUCACUGCAUUUAGGGACCUAAACCUCUCUUGAUCAUUUUCACUUGCAGCAAUUUUGCUAGUACGUGUAAAUUCGACCUUAGAUGAGUUGCCUGUUGGGUGCCGGCUACACGAGCACUUUGGUGGUCCAUGUAACAGCGACCAGCUUUGGUCCCCUUUUGGGAUACCAAUGUCUGAUCUAUUAACAUUUAUACUGUGAGCUUAGUACAUACAUCACUGUAUAGAUGACACAUGUUUUAGAGCUGGCCCAACUUUGAAUUGAAAACGAGACACAUGAUCUGCCAACUUUAGAAUUUUAGUCUAUUUGUACCAUUGAAUCUGGUUAUCCAUUCUCUAAACUUUCAAUUU
Messenger RNA from Physcomitrium patens, 2186 nucleotides. Its product is annotated as AT-hook motif nuclear-localized protein 16. NCBI's taxonomy places the organism in Eukaryota, Viridiplantae, Streptophyta, Bryopsida, Funariales, Funariaceae. The record is from RefSeq and is a predicted model, not a curated record. Gene Ontology annotation, cellular component: nucleus. Gene Ontology annotation, molecular function: minor groove of adenine-thymine-rich DNA binding; DNA-binding transcription factor activity.